Messenger RNA from Penicillium lagena, 882 nucleotides. Its product is annotated as oxygenase MpaB family protein. Bases 1 to 882 code for a protein of 293 amino acids. Gene Ontology annotation, molecular function: oxidoreductase activity. The record is from RefSeq and is a predicted model, not a curated record. The transcript has a single exon. NCBI's taxonomy places the organism in Eukaryota, Fungi, Ascomycota, Eurotiomycetes, Eurotiales, Aspergillaceae.
AUGACCGAACAAGCACCAACUCAAACAACAACCCCAGCUCUCCGCCGGCGAGCCCUUCAAACAACCCCAAUCUUCCCCCCAGUCACCGAGCCCAAACUAUUACACUCCGUCGUAGAAAACGACAUCUACCUCCUGGGCGGGCAGGUCGCAAUUCUAUGCCAAUUCGCGCACCCAUCGCUCGCUAAGGGGAGCUACGAGCACUCCGACUUCGCAGCGCGCAUCCACAUACGACUUCGAAACACUGCGCGGUUCCUCAAUGCCGCUGUGUGCGGCACUCCGCAAGAAAAGAAUGCCAUCUUCGGCGUGAUCCAUAGAUAUCAUUCCCGGGUUAAGGGGGAUGGAUAUGACGCCGAUGAUCCGGAGCUGCAUAAAUGGACAGCUGCCACGCUCUUUGUGGGUGUUGUUCUAGUGCACGAGACGUUCUUUGGGAAAUUGUCCAGUGAGAAAAUGGAGGAGUUGUUUAAAGAAGCUUCUGUCUUUGGGACUUCGCUUCGAAUGCCGCCUGAGAUGUGGCCCGCCACGCUGGACGAGUUCUGGCAGUAUUGGGACUAUAAUAUUGCCACGUUGGAAGUCACCGACAUGGCGCGCAAGAUGAGUAAGGAUCUUUUGUAUCCCAGGAACUUGCCCUUCUCCAUGGCGCUGGCAAGUCCGUUUGCCCGACUUCUAACUCUCAAUUGGUUACCUGAGCGAUUGGCGCGGGAAUAUGAUCUGAGGGCUUCGGUUGUGGAACAAUUUGCGUGUCAGGGUCUUGUGCUUUGGAUGCGGGUUGUGUAUCCGUUUGUGCCGAAUUUUGUAAAGCAGUACCAGCAUAGGGCUUAUAUGGAGGAUCUAAGGAAGGCAGUGGAGAGGAUUGAGAGGACGGGACAUUGGGGUGGUAUUUGA